AUGCAUGAACCUAUCUUCGUCCUUAAUCCUUUCAUUCCAAAUGCUUUUAUCAAUCUUCCACCUAUAAGAAUAUCAAUUUUACACUGCGAUCCAGUAGUUGUUAGAGGGUUUGGUUACGCUCGUUCCACAGAUGAGUAUAAGGUUGUUAGAAUCUAUUAUCCUCAAUCACGCUACGAAGGAAUAGUGGAGGUAUACACUAUCGGCAGUGGUUAUGGAUGGAGAAAUAAAGGAGAAACUAGUUACUUCUUAUGCGAUUCACCUGGUGUUCAUGUUGAUGGAGCUCUGCAUUGGAUGGAUUAUAAGCAGUGGAAAAUUGUUGCUUUCGACCCAGUAACCGAGGAGUUUCGGGUUCUUCCAUCACCACCUUGUUUCUUCUGGCUUACCCUCGUCACCAAGGUUAUCAAUCUCAUUCAUGCGCCUAACCCAUUUAGGUUUGUGGAAGAUAAUUUCCAACUACACUUACUGGGAGGUUUUCUUUGUGUUAUUCAUAAUAACAAUGGCGAACGUUUAGACAUAUGGGCAUUAAAGAAUGAUGAAAAGGAGCACAAAGUUGAGUUGGUUUGGAGCAAGGAGUUCAGUAUGGAAUGCCUAGAAAAAGAUCACACUUAUGAGCCAUUUGCUAUUACAAGGAACAACAAGCUCCUACUGUGGUACGAUAAGUACAAUCUUUUGUGCUAUGAUCCAAAAAUUGCAGCACUUAGUAAGCUUAGUGAUUAUGAGCAUGUUAGGGAAGACGUCAAAUAUUUUCAGGCAAUUCCUCAUGUGAAGUCUUCUGUUUCAGUGUUAGCUCUUGAAGGUAAAGUCCAAGAGAUCAGUGCAUGCCAACCAAAAGAACAAAAGAGAAGCAUAGGAAGGGUUACUUGGAUAUAG
Molecule: messenger RNA, 870 nt
Organism: Papaver somniferum (opium poppy)
Lineage: Eukaryota; Viridiplantae; Streptophyta; Magnoliopsida; Ranunculales; Papaveraceae
Exons: 1
Coding region: 1-870 (289 amino acids)
Source: RefSeq, a predicted model, not a curated record